Histoplasma mississippiense is the source of this 393-nucleotide messenger RNA. RefSeq lists its product with no specific name. The transcript has 2 exons. Bases 1 to 393 code for a protein of 130 amino acids. Lineage: Eukaryota; Fungi; Ascomycota; Eurotiomycetes; Onygenales; Ajellomycetaceae. The record is from RefSeq and is a predicted model, not a curated record.
AUGGACGUGACCACAGUUGUUACCUCGAUCCUGGAGGCCUUUGGGAAUGGGCGGGAUUUCUUCAAUCGCAUACACAAAAAGAAGGAUCUUAAAAGAUCUGGAACCGAUAAAUCCAAGCGGGAUCUAAGAACCCACGGCUCCCGAAAGAAAAAGCGAAGAAAUACAAAUGAUGCGGCAGUUCCGGUUCGCAGCGAAGAUAUGGAUGAUUUGCGAAUCCAGGCGUCAUUGGAACGGGGUCCCGCUGAAAUCAAGAAGGAAUAUGAUACCAGCGUCCAGCGCUUAGGGGAACGCUUCAAAAAGGGAGACGCGAUGGGCAGGGAUACAACUGUGCUGGAACUGUUGAUCGACGGUCUCUGCUCAUACUCUCCGAUUCUGCGGCGGCAGAUGCAAUAA